This is a messenger RNA of Arctia plantaginis, 2736 nucleotides long. Lineage: Eukaryota; Metazoa; Arthropoda; Insecta; Lepidoptera; Erebidae. The record is from the annotation of a GenBank genome assembly.
AUGUUUAAAGUAGUGAAAGACUCGAAUAUAAGAACUAAAGCUGUUAAUUAUUUGAGACAAUUAAGAUAUGAGAAGAGAUCGUUAGCCACUCAACAAGAAGUGGUGUCUUCUGCUGAUGUCGUUAUCAUUGGAGGAGGAAUUGCAGGAUGUAACACUUUGUAUCAACUCACGAAAAGAGGAGUGAAUGCAGUUCUACUUGAACGAGCAAAAUUAACCAGUGGGACAACGUGGCACACAGCAGGGUUAGUUUGGUCGCUCAGGCCCUGUGAUUUAGAAGUCAAGCUAUUAAGAGACUCCAGAAAGGUAUAUAGUAGUUUAGAAAAGGAGACUGGCGACUACGCAGGAUGGAUCAACAAUGGUGGAAUGUUUAUAUCCAGGAGCGAGAUUCGAACACAAGAAUAUCUGAGGCUACAUACAUUGGGAAAAGCUAUGGGAAUACCUAGUCAAAUUCUAGAUCCCAACGAAGCUCAAAAGUUAUUCCCUCUUUUGGAUCCAUCAGUGUUCAAAAUGGCGCUGUACUCCCCUGAAGAUGGUACUAUAGAUCCUUCGAUGGCAUGUAACGCCCUUGUCAAGAUGGCUUCUAAGAAUGGAGGAAAAAUUUACGAAGAGUGUCCUGUCCUUGAUAUCCAUUACACACACAAUUUGCUUGGAAACAAAGAAGUAACAGCGGUUCACACGGACAGAGGAAUCAUCAAGACAAAAUGUGUGGUCAACUGUGGAGGUGCGUGGGGCCCACGAGUUGCUAGAUUUGCAGGUAUCCCAUCACUUCCAAUAAUCCCUUUCAAGCACGCGUAUGUCGUAUGUGAUGCUACACCGGAAAUCCGCAACGCUCCUAACAUCAGGGAUCAUGACGUCAACCUGUAUAUCAAGGUCCAGGGCGAGAGUUGUCAUGUUGGAGGCUAUGAAUCUAACCCGCAUAUGUUAGACCAGGUACCAGACAAUCUUCAAUUCCAUAUGUACGAUUUGGAUUGGGAUAUAUUCGGGAUACACAUGAGCAGUGCUGCAUCCCUCUGUCCCAAAUUGGAUAAAAUUGGCAUCAAAAGUACGGUGUGCGGCCCCGAAUCCUUUACUCCUGACCACAAACCUGUAUUGGGAGAAGAUCCUAAUGUGUUUGGAUUAUAUCACAAUUGCGGGUACAAUUCAGCCGGUAUGAUGUUCUCAGCUGGCUGUGGGAUACAAAUGGCUGAGUGGAUUAUCAGUGGAAGACCGCAUUACAACAUGUUCACCUUUGAUAUCCGUCGUUUUACCCCCGGACAAAUGUCCCGCGGCCAUUGGAUGAGGGAAAGUAGCCAUGAGGCUUACGUUCGCAAUUACAGCGUAGUCUACCCGCAUGACGAACCUCUGGCAGGUCGCGACGCAAGCCAUGAUGCUAUACACCAAGAGUUAGUGGAUGACGGAGCCGUCAUGCAGGCUCGAGCGGGAUGGGAGAGGCCUGCUUUCUUUAUGCCUGGAGAAAAAAUAAGGGUACAACAAUACGACUGGGGCGGCACCCACGACUACCCCAGAAAUAUGGACCAGCGUUAUGAAAAUAUCCUCAAAGGAGAUUACACCUUUAACUUUUCUAAACAUCACGAACUGAUCGGGUCGGAAGCUCUGGCUUGUCGUAACGCAGCCGCUCUAUUCAACAUGUCGUACUACGGGAAGCUUUACCUGACCGGUCCCGACGCACAGCGGACCGCGGAUUUGGCAUUCACCUCUGACCUGUCUAAGUUAAACGAUAGGGUCGUGUAUUCCUUAAUGCUGAAUGAAAAAGGUGGUGUAGAAGCUGACGUCACAGUCAGUAUACUAGAUGGUGGUAGUGGCCAACUGCACGAACCAAUCUUCAAGGGUCGUGGAUACUAUAUAGUGACGAGUGGAUUCAGUGCAAUUCACGCAUUGGCUCAUUUGCGACGGAUCAUUCAAAAACACAAACUCAAGGCGACCGUCACUGAUGUCUCUAAACAACUGUGCAUUCUAAGUGUGCAAGGACCAGAGAGCCAACAUAUCAUCCAGCGAUUCACAGACGCUGGGUUAUCCAACGACGCUUUCCCUGUCAACACACAUCGUAGCAUCCGUCUCGGAAAAUCUUCCAGAAAUCCUGAUGAUAAACAAUAUACUUGCCGUGCGCUGCGUGUUACAUGGUCCGGGGAACUUGGUUGGGAAUUACACGUGCCUUCGUCUCAUGCCAUACCUGUGUAUAGAGCAUUGAGCCGUACGAAGGGACUUAAAAAUGCAGGAUGGAGGGCGCUGACGUCACUUAGUUUGGAGAAAGGUUACCAUUUAUGGAAUGCCGAUUUAAGAACUGAUGAUAACCCAAUCGAAGCAGGUUUAGGAUUCACUUGUAGAAAAGAAGGUGAUUACAUUGGAAACGAAUUCGUUACUAAGGCCAGGAAGAACGGAGUAACGAAGAAAUAUGCUUAUUUUACACUAGAUGAUAAGGUGGCAAUAUUCGGUCAAGAAGCAAUAUUUAGAAAUGGAGAACCUGUUGGUUACCUAAGAAGGGGAGAUUACGCCUUCUAUUUAGACAAGCCAGUCGGAGUUGGUUACAUUACCAAUAAAGGCGCGAAAGUUACCAAAGAUUUUUUGAAAGACGGCGAAUAUGAGAUCGAGGUGAUGGGACAGCGGCACAAAGCGACACUACACCUUAAAUCUCCGUUUGAUCCCAAUGGCCAAAGAAUACUGGGCAAUUAUGGAAAUGAUGAACAUAUCCAUGAACCGCAUGCUGGACAAAAUGAAAGAGCGGGCGGUGUUGAAUAA